Molecule: messenger RNA, 1530 nt
Organism: Ascoidea rubescens DSM 1968
Lineage: Eukaryota; Fungi; Ascomycota; Saccharomycetes; Ascoideales; Ascoideaceae
Gene: THP1
Product: Thp1p
Exons: 1
Coding region: 1-1530 (509 amino acids)
Biological process (GO): post-transcriptional tethering of RNA polymerase II gene DNA at nuclear periphery; transcription elongation by RNA polymerase II; poly(A)+ mRNA export from nucleus
Cellular component (GO): transcription export complex 2
Molecular function (GO): double-stranded DNA binding; RNA binding
Source: RefSeq, a predicted model, not a curated record
AUGAGCCAACUCAACAAAAAUAAACCUGUCUUUAGUUUACUAAAUGAUAUUCAAUCUUUAAUUAAAUCUAACGAUCCUGCUUUAAUCCAAAAAAAAUUAUCUUCUUUAUUAUCAGUUAAUUUCUACCAGAACCCUUCAAAUUUUGCUUCUUUACAAAACGAUUUAAUAAUCAAUAACAAUAAUAGUUAUAAUGAUUUAGAGAAACUAAUUGAAUCCUACAGUUUUUUUAAUAAUGAUUUGGACUCUUUCAAUACUCUAAUUCUAUCCUACUUGAAUCUAGUCAAAUCUUUAAAUCCCUCUCUCUUGCUAAACUCGUUGAAAUAUCUAAUCGACUAUUUAAAUAACUUGAUCUUAUUCUACUUAAACCCAUCUUAUGGCUAUUACUCAAGCUAUUUGUUAAUCAAUUCCUUAAACUUUUUAAUCCCCAUCUUAAUCCAAUUUAACCGGGUUUUAAAUUCAAAUAAUCACAACAGCAACAAUAACAUAAUCCUAUCAAAUUUAUCAAUAAAUCUAUUGAAAAUCUUUAAUAACAUCAGAUCAAGCUUUUAUAAAAACAACCUCAAAAUCAACCUACUACUAUUCAUCUCAAUAAACUUAUGCAAAAUUUAUUAUCUAAUUAACCAACCUUUAUUAAUCCAAAACAUUUUCAUAAACAUCAACACUUUAAAAAAUCUAAACUUUGACAUCUUUCCUAAAUCUCAACAAAUAUCGUACAGGUAUUAUUUGGCUAACCACUACUUCAUCAAAAACGAUUUAAUCAAUAGUUUUCAUCAUUUCAACUGGUGUUACAAUAAUUUUUACUCUCCAAAUUUAUUGAAAUUAAAAAAUCCCACUAUUAAACUAGCUGAUAUUAAAAAUUUAAAAAUAAUAGUAGAAAAUUUAGUCGUUAUUGGUUUACUUUUAGGUAAAAAGAAUUUUAAUCAUUUAAAUAAUCUCUUUUCGAAUUAUCCAAACGACUUUAAUUUCAUUUUAACUUACUACAAUCCUAUUUUAAUAGCUGUUCAAUCUGGUAACUUGAACUUGUUCAUUUCUCAUUUAUUCAAUAACCAAUUUUAUUUUAAAAAAAAAAACUUUUUAAUUUUAUUAAUCAACAAAGGCGAAUUGUUAAUCUACAGAAAAUUAUUUCAAAGGGUUUAUUUAUUAAGAAAAAAUCUAAUAUUAUCAAACUACAACAAAGAACAUGACGAUGAUAAAAAAAUUGAAAAUGAAAUCUCUACUAUUGAUUACAAUUGCUUUAAUAUCGCUUUAAAUCACUCAAUUGGUGAUUUAUACUCAAAAAUAAGCACUAACACCAAUAAUUUCAAUUAUCUUUUCAAAAUUCAAACAAAUACUGAAUCAAACUUAAUCAAUGAUGAAUUGAUUGAAAAUAUUCUUAUUUCUUUGAUAAACUCAAACUUUUUAAAGGGUAAUAUCUUUCCAAAACUACAAAAAAUCAAAGUUUCCACGAAAAAUAAUCCUUUCCCAGAUAUUUUUCAAAUAAAUAAUACUAGAUUUUCUUUAAAUAAAAAUGACGCUUGGUUAGAUAAAUGA